UUGCUCUAUACAUAGAAUAACUGAACUCUUUGGAGAUGUCGGAGGAGGGAACUUCCAGUUCCAACGGCCACAAGUAAUGGCCUCCCUUAGCUUCCAUGACGCUCUGCAUCGAAAGGAACUUUUUUCCUUCAAUCUCUGUAAGUACCCAUUAAAACCCAAUAGCUUAAAAUCGUGUAUGUUCUGUUCCCCUUUCAUGAUUUCAUCUAUCAGCCAUACUCUUCAUCGAAAUCCCUGUUCAACUUCUCUAGUUGGAGUAAAUGUAAGUAGAAUGGCAGCUAGAAUGUGCAGUAGUAGUGAAAAUUCCCAGUCAACACAAACAAUGAUGGAGAAAAGUCAUAGAAGAAGGGGUUAUAGUUUUACUCCUUUGAGGUAUAGAGAUAAAAGGGUAGAGAGAGAACAUAUUAAGAGAACGGUUAGUUCAGUUGUGGAGGAAAAAGUUGAAAGGGUGAAUGGGAAAGACAGCUACAGAAAAAAAGAAAGGGAUUUUAGUAGGAAGAAAGAAAUGGGGUCUUGGCCUUCUUCUUUGAGCCCUGUAGAUGAAAGGGCAGGGAUAAAAUCCAAGAAAACUAAAGUUAAUCAAUUGGUUGACAAUAUUACGGGUGAAAACUCAAAGAAAACUGAGAGUAGAAAUCAAGCAAGAGAUGAGAAGGUGGAUAAGAAGUCGAAGAAAACAAAAGUGGAUUCACCCGAGGUUCAGUUAAGAAUGGGGUUGGAUAUGUGUUCCAAACGAGGUGAUGUCUUAGGUGCAAUUUCUCUUUAUGACUCUGCUCGAAAAGAAGGCAUUAUGUUGAAGCAGUACCACUACACAGUGCUUCUCUAUCUUUGUUCUUCUGCUGCUGUAGGUAUUGUUCGCCCGGCUAAAAGUGGAAGUGGUAGUCGAAAUUUGAAGAAAUUGGACUUGACUACUGAGUUUUCAAAUUUGAAUUUCGCAGAAUCAUGCAUGACCAGGGACACAAGCGAAGGGAGUAUCGAUGGUUCAAACUUGAAUUUUCCUUCUUCAAGCAACAGGUUAUUGAUUGAAUCUGAUGAAAUUCAUGGAGAAAUGUCUGAUGAUAUAGAGCUUAAUUCUAGCAGGUUUUUAGUAGAUGCUGACGAUGACAAUGGUUACCCUGAAAAGGAACAGAUUUCUAAUGUCUCUAGUAGGUUUGUGGAGACAAAUCAUAUAUUAUUGGAUUCUUGUGUUACUUCAGGAAAGGACAAAGAUGAUUUAAUCAAUGAAAUAGGGGGAAGUAGUGAGCAAGAAGAUGAAAUCUGGGCCAGUGAAAAUGUGAAAAAGUAUGCACGCAUGAAGGGAUUUGAGAUCUAUGAUAAGAUGUGUUUGGAGGAGAUUCCCUUGAAUGAAGCAGCCUUGACAUCUGUUGCUCGAAUGGCUCUAUCAAUGGGUGAUGGAGAUCUGGCUUUUGAUAUGGUAAAGAAAAUGAAGCCACUGGGUAUAAACCCUAGGUUAAGGUCUUAUGGACCUGCCUUGUUAGCAUUCUGCAGUGGUGGAGAUGUAGAGAAAGCAUUCACUGUUGAAGAGCAUAUGUUGGAACAUGGAGUCUACCCAGGAGAACCUGAACUGCGGGCAUUAUUGCAACUGAGUGUAGAUAAUGGUAGGGUUGACAAGGUAUAUUAUUUGUUGCAUAAGCUCAGAACAAGUGUCAGGCAGGUUUCUCCUUCUACAUCAGAGUUGAUUGAGAAAUGGUUUAAGAGCAAAACAGCUUCACGUAUAGGGAAAAGAAAGUGGGAUCAAAGAUUGAUAGCCGAUGCAAUGGAAAAUGGGGGUGGAGGUUGGCAUGGUCAGGGCUGGUUGGGUAAAGGAAAAUGGACUGUCUUACAUACAUCGGUCGGAGAUGAUGGUGUCUGCCAAGGAUGUAGUGAGAAGUUGACCACAAUAGAUCUUGAUCCAACUGAGACAGAGAACUUUGCGAAAUCAGUAGCAUCCAUAGCUGCAAAUAGAGAAAGAAAUUCAAGCUUUCAGAAAUUUCAAAAAUGGCUGGAUUAUUAUGGACCUUUUGAAGCAGUAGUGGAUGCAGCUAAUGUGGGCCUUUUAAGCCAAAGAAGAUUUUUACUGUCCAAGGUCAAUGCUGUUGUGAAUGGAAUACGCCAAAAGCUUCCUUCGAAGAAAUGGCCACUGAUAGUUGUGCAUAACAAGCGUAUCACUGGUGGCAAAAUGAAUGAACCAGCUAAUAGGGCGCUGAUAGAGAAGUGGAAAAAUGCUGAUGCACUCUAUGCAACACCGACUGGAUCAAAUGAUGAUUGGUACUGGUUGUAUGCAGCUAUAAAGUUCAAGAGCUUGAUCGUGACCAAUGAUGAGAUGAGAGACCAUAUAUUUCAGCUUUUAGGAAAUGAUUUCUUCCCCAAAUGGAAAGAAAGGCAUCAAGUCCAUUUCAGUUUUCAAGAAGGCGGGCCCGAGUUCCAUAUGCCUCCUCAUUGUUCUGUGGUUAUUCAGGAAUCAAAGAAAGGCUACUGGCAUAUUCCCAUUGUAUCAGAACACAAAUCUGAAAAGGAGAGAACUUGGUUAUGCAUAACACGUGGAAAAACGCAUGUGAUAGGACAAGAAUCUGCUUACAGUUCCGAAGCAUUGUAUUGCCAAAAUCAAAUGCUUUUGGGGUGAAAUACACAACAUGAGGGCAGGGAGAGGUGGCUAGCAUAUUGAUGGGGACAUCAGCCCAAGCCUUAGGGUUUACCAGAGGAGGCGGCACAGAGAACCAUCCAACCUGGACUCUAUUUGGUUGGAUGGUUAAAGAUCAGAUUGGAGCCCACCUUUGGAGAGCCACGCAGGAACUCAAGCAGCUGUAUAUGGGCCCCACUAGCAGUCAACGCAAGGAAGAGGACUCCUUACCUAUUUUAUGUUUUUUUCUGUUAGAAAAUAAAUCUGUUUUAAUUAAGUAGUAUUUUUAUUUCCCUAAAGAGGUUAGGAUUUCUUACGUAUUUUGCAGAUUCUGUUUUCUUUUUUUAUUUCUUUUAUUUGUUUCCUAAAGUAUAGAACUCUUUGUUUAGCAGAUUCUGUUUCGAUCUUUUCCUUUUCUUAGAAGUUUAUUUUAUAAGUACAUUGUAAGGCCAAUGGCCAAAGGUUCUAAUUAAUGAAUGAAGAUUAUUGAAGGCAAAACAGCCCCCAAACCCCCCCCUAAGAAUUCUCUCGCUGCUCUCUCCCUCUUCUCAUUGCUCACUCUCGGUCUCCCUCUGUUUCUCGCCUCCUCUCUCUCUCACGGCUCUCUCUCCCAUUCUCCUUCUCCCUUUCUCAUCCUUCAUCCCUCUCUUUUCUGUUUUCUGUCUUCUGUCUUUCCUGUUCCUGCUGCCCUAUUGCAGAAAUUGUUCACCAUCAUUAGAGAUUAUCUCCAUCGAGAAAACCCCCAACUGGGUUGCUGCUGGAACUUCACCAACAAUCGGGACUGCUGUUCUUUAUCAAGUAGGUUGGACUGCAACUCUUUAUUUUGGAGGACCUCGAGUUCUUCUCUUCUCCUCAGACUUCAGACUUCAGACAGCAAGAAG
Messenger RNA from Macadamia integrifolia, 3474 nucleotides. Its product is annotated as proteinaceous RNase P 1, chloroplastic/mitochondrial-like. The transcript is spliced from 7 exons. Gene Ontology annotation, molecular function: ribonuclease P activity; protein binding. Lineage: Eukaryota; Viridiplantae; Streptophyta; Magnoliopsida; Proteales; Proteaceae. Bases 77 to 2596 code for a protein of 839 amino acids. The record is from RefSeq and is a predicted model, not a curated record. Gene Ontology annotation, biological process: tRNA 5'-leader removal.